UGGAAAUUCGUAUAAAUAACAGAACACGUUUGAUAACUAUCCGAACCUACCGAUGGUCAGAAAUCUCGUUAUGCAGUCCAUGUCUAUUUAGAGUAAAUGAUUUUCACUAAGGGCACAUGUAUGGUACUGUUAUGAAGUGAACUGGUCAUUCUAUUUAAAAGGAUUCUGACUAAUAGAACAAAUGAAACGGCUCAUUUUGUUAAGUAUUGUGGUAUUGCUAUAUGUGUCCAAAUUUGGAAGAUUAUUUGUACGCAAAUGAAUAUUUAUAGAGUUUUGAUUGACCUUUCGAUUGGGUUGUAUUUGAAUGUUUUUGGUUUAAUUAGAUAUAUAGGAUCUUUCACGAGUCGUAAGAUUAUACACAAUUUCAUUCAAAGAGUUUAGCAAAUAUGUCACUAAGUGAGCCUUUGACGAGCCAAAUAACAUAUUGCCAAGUAGCAUACAAUUGUGUAUUAUAGUAUGAUGAGUGUCAGAUUUAUCCGAUGUCUUUUCCUGUAAGAAAAUAGCUUAAGCUACCUACCGGUUUCACCUGUUUUAGUGAAGAACCGACCACCAAUGCAAUGGCAUUUAUCGCUCUUAAUGCAUUUAAGAGAUGUAGAACUUGGGAUAAUUUAAAACCACAGAUAUAUCCGAUCGUGUCUAUUUUGUUCAGAAGUAAAAUGCACUCAAACUAAGAUUAUGUCACACCAGAAAUACGUAAAUAGCUUAAAAAUUAACACAAUUUGCUUUCUUUUUAAUUGUGACGUCAUGUCCGGUAAGAUGACAUCACAAUUUAUAAUAUGUACAUGAAGUAAUUUCCUGUUAAACUCUUUAAGAACCAAAUUUUUUUUUUUUUACAAAAUCGAGAAAAAAUUAUCACGCUUUCCGCUUAGGUAUUAAAUGGAAAAUGUACUUCUUUAUUUAAGAAAAUCUUCAUCAUAAAUAAAAAAUGAGAAAGAAAACGUAAGACUUGCUACAAUACUGCCAAUUAAGCAAUUAAUUUUGCCAUUAUUUUUUUUUACAAACACGCGGAGUGAUAUAUUAUCUCACCUAUAAAAACAGGGUAAUGUUAUAUUACACAUGUGUAAUGCAGUGAAAUACAUGGUGGCUAUUUUUAGCCGGAAAAAACAACAUGUGAUAACAAGUGAUCAUUUAUUGCUGCUUAAUCAGUGUUAUAUGAGACCUUAAUCUGUGUUAUAAUAAGGAAAUUUAUGCAUUGUAAAUUAUAAAAAAGCUUUCAGUAUAAUAUUUUGUUUCCUUAAGUCUAGGGUCUCAUUGUUGAUUUUAAUAUCAGGACAAAAUGCUUAAGCUUAAGAUAAUAUUUUUAUUUUCAUGGUUUCUAUGUUAUGUGUGUGAUUUUAAUUCCGUUGAUUCUGCAAUAUAUAUGCCAAAUGAAGUCAAAGGCGGAUUAAGCUUCCGGAAUUGUAACAGCACGCCUGUACCCCUCACCUUUGAGCAUGUUGACAUUCAACCCGACCCCGUGCAAAUGGACCUUGGCUACGUCAAUCUCAGUAUGAAUGCAACACUCACGAAGAUGAUUGGUAAUUCGAGCAAGGUUGAUGCCAGUUUGAGCAUACGACUGAAGACAGAGCACGGUGAAACGGAGCUUUGCUAUAUUCUUGGAGAGAAAUGUUACGUUUCUGACGUUUGCCACUGGGUCAAGUCAACGCUCAACAUCCCAACGUGUACUUUUCCACCGUGAUUGCAGUUUACUUUGAACAAACAUGAUGAUCAUCUACGUUGAAAGAGAAGUGGCGUCGGAGAAGUUUGCCUAGUUGCACUUAUAUGUUCACAUAAAUAAGAUUUGUACAACAUUGAUGUAUAAGUUUUGCUUCACCAUACUAAUAAACAGUAUUUCCUGAAACAUUCAAGCAUCGAGUUUACCCUUUUUUAACAAAACUGACUCAUUAUAUUUUUUUUAAAUAAAAGAAAUUGUUACGUUGCGUAAUAAACAAAAAAGAUUUGUUUACAUAUAUAAGUCUAAUGCUAAUUAUAACAACUAUGAAAAGCCUUUUCAAAGAAAUCAGAAAUAUUAUGAAGGACAGGAAGGAAACUCUUCAAUUUCCAUUAUGCUUAAAACGAAAACGUAGCUCGUCUAAAUGUCUUCAUAGUUCGUGAAAAUGACAUAGUAUCUCGAUUAAACGACCUAACAAGUUACUAGGUCGUUUUGACGAUAAAAAAGACACGAAUGUCAUCUCUAUACAAACGUAUGAUAUAUUAAAAGUUUUAAUUUAAUACAUAUUGUUAUCGUAUAACAGAGCGCGCAAUUUUGUUCAUGUUUGAUUAAAAAAGAUUUUAAUAAACGGAUUAGCUUGA
Mya arenaria is the source of this 2292-nucleotide messenger RNA. RefSeq lists its product as uncharacterized. NCBI's taxonomy places the organism in Eukaryota, Metazoa, Mollusca, Bivalvia, Myida, Myidae. The coding region runs from base 1277 to 1678 and encodes 133 amino acids. The record is from RefSeq and is a predicted model, not a curated record. The transcript has 4 exons.